Molecule: messenger RNA, 1067 nt
Organism: Aedes aegypti (yellow fever mosquito)
Lineage: Eukaryota; Metazoa; Arthropoda; Insecta; Diptera; Culicidae
Product: glutathione S-transferase 1-like
Exons: 3
Coding region: 290-958 (222 amino acids)
Biological process (GO): glutathione metabolic process
Molecular function (GO): glutathione transferase activity
Source: RefSeq, a predicted model, not a curated record
AGUGACUGUGUUAUGUCUAAAUACAUAGAAACAAGAGAGAUUUGGGUAUUCAGAGUAUCGCAGAGAUACAGUGAUGAUCGACCAUAAUAACGUUAUCAAGAAAACUCACGAUUUUACGUGUAAACAUAAUAUUACAUACAUUUUAUGUAGGUAUCCACUUUGGCACCAAUACAGAUCAAAUCAAAACAGGUCCAUUUCAUCGACGAUCAUCAUCAGUUUCACUUAGGCCGGCAAACGAACCGGUCACAAAUUCACUACUGCUCUCCAAGAACAAAUUAUCUGCUCCACAAUGACGAAGCUCAUUUUGUACACGCUCCAUGUGAGCCCACCCUGUCGGGCAGUGGAACUCUGUGCCAAAGCGCUGGGCCUUGAAUUGGAACAAAAAACGGUCAAUUUGUUGACCAAAGAGCAUCUUACACCGGAAUUUAUGAAGAUGAACCCUCAACACACCGUGCCGGUGCUAGACGAUAACGGUACCAUCGUUUGUGAAAGUCAUGCAAUUAUGAUUUAUCUGGUGUCAAAGUACGGCAAAGAUGACAGUCUCUACUCGAAAGAACUGGUUAAGCAAGCCAAACUGAAUGCUGCUCUUCACUUCGAGAGCGGUGUCCUGUUCGCUCGUUUGCGGUUUGUGUGUGAACCAAUCCUUUUCGCCGGAGGGUCUGAGAUUCCAGCGGAUCGUGCCGAAUAUGUGCAAAAGGCUUACCAACUGUUGGAGGAUACCCUGGUGGAUGACUAUAUCGUGGGAAAUUCGCUGACAAUCGCGGAUUUCAGUUGCGUUUCGAGCGUUUCGUCGAUUAUGGGAGUAAUUCCGAUGGAUAAGGAGAAGUUCCCGAAGAUCUACGGCUGGCUGGACCGCUUGAAGGCGCUGCCCUACUACGAGGCAGCCAACGGAAGUGGAGCCGAGCAGGUGGCGCAGUUUGUCCUGUCGCAGAAGGAGAAGAAUGCUCAAAAGGCAUAAUUUUUUAUAUUCUUUGAAACUCAUACUCAUAUCUUUUAUUGCAAUUUAAAAUACGAGAAAAAAAAAAACAAAAUAUUUGUUGAUAAAAUAAAAUUUUACUAUCAAUGUA